CAAUCUGCACAGAUAACAAUGUGGGAGUGCAUCAAGCCCAGUAUAUAUUUCAGCACUGAAAUUACGCAGAGAAACGUGUAUGUUUGUCAAGAAACGGUUUGUAUAAUGGGGCUCUUGUACCUAUUCGCGUUGUUUUCUUUGAUUUCAGGUAAUGAUGGGACGUUGGAUGUGACCGCUCUCUCACAGCAAGUCAACUGCACUGAUCCACAGUCUAUGCUCGUAGCUUCACAGAAGUGUCUUGAUGCGUACAAUAUCCCCUUCAAAAUGCCUUCCAUUGAGGAAUUUGCCAACUUGUCAAAUCCUUCGUUGUUAUCACAGCUGAUAACCCCGGCAUAUCUAGCUGAUAUGUGUAGGAAUCUUGACACUUACGAGAAAGCGCAAGUGUGUGCGCAAAACAUACUCUCUAAAUGUACCCAGGGCCAGUCACUAGAUUCACAGACGGUGAAGAAGGCACAAGCAUAUGCCUGUGCCAACUUGGACAAAUUCAACAUAAGCUGCAUGUUUGAAAUGACGUCCAAAAUAGCGGACUGCAGCUCUACCUUCACCUACUUGACAUUCAGCGAUUUUAUUAAUCUCAAUUAUACAGAGUAUUUCCAUAAGGGAACUUGUAUGUCAGAAAAGUUUACACCCUUCUGUGCCCACAAGUACCUGCCAACCUGUGGCGAGGUCGCACGCCAUCUCUACGAAAUGAUCAUUUCAAACAACGCAGCUGCAGAAUGCCUAACACCCAAGAGCUUCGACACACCCACCGUGGACUGUUCCACCACUGACAACAUCCGAAGUAGCUACCAUCAAUGCUUUAUCUACAACAGGAUACUGCUCCAAUUCCCGGAAAACCUAACCAGUGAAGACACUAGCCAGCGCAUUAUGCACGCUAUUACAAUAGAUGACAAUCUGUGCAGUAAUCUGACGGACUACCAGCAGGCAGUCAACUGUACUCUGCAGGUACAGAAGCAAUGCAGUGAUGACGCGAUGAAGCCCACGGUGGCCGACUCUCAGACAGUGCAGGACGGCUUUGCUAAACUCUGUGGUCAUAUCGGGGAUUUCGACACCAAGUGCGUUCAAAAUGCACCCAAAGGAACUUGCCACAGUAGACGCCCAGCUUUGGAUCCGAAACAAUUGUGCGCCGCCACUAGCGCCACCCAGAACUGUCUGGUUUCAGAAGUGAGCAACUGCAGUAAGACGACCGUCAGUAUGUUCAAGGACGUCCUACUUAGCCAAUCCCCGUCUAUGUGUCUAAAACAGGCACCCUUGGUUGGCUAAUCUACAUCGUCACACAAUCGCGAUUGUAUUGAUGUUGAGUGACAAUAAAUACAUUCAAGUAAACACAUGAAA
This is a messenger RNA of Haliotis rubra (blacklip abalone), 1335 nucleotides long. RefSeq lists its product as uncharacterized. Bases 19 to 1263 code for a protein of 414 amino acids. The transcript has 9 exons. The record is from RefSeq and is a predicted model, not a curated record. Lineage: Eukaryota; Metazoa; Mollusca; Gastropoda; Lepetellida; Haliotidae.